Dipodomys spectabilis (banner-tailed kangaroo rat) is the source of this 1681-nucleotide messenger RNA. It is a transcript of the gene Pef1, whose product is annotated as penta-EF-hand domain containing 1. The record is from RefSeq and is a predicted model, not a curated record. Gene Ontology annotation, molecular function: calcium ion binding. The transcript is spliced from 5 exons. Lineage: Eukaryota; Metazoa; Chordata; Mammalia; Rodentia; Heteromyidae. Bases 59 to 907 code for a protein of 282 amino acids. Gene Ontology annotation, biological process: COPII vesicle coat assembly.
AGGAGGCUUUGAGAGCAGGAAGCCCCGCCUUCCACCAGCGUGUGACGUCAGAGUCGCCAUGGCCAGCUAUCCUUACGGACAGGGCUGCCCUGGAGCUCCAGGACAGGCGCCCGGAGCCCCUCCGGGUAGCUACUACCCUGGACCUCCCCACGGCGGAGGGCAGUAUGGCAGUGGGCUCCCCCCUGGUAGUGGUUAUGGAGGUCCUGCCCCUGGAGGGCCUUAUGGGCCACCAGCUGGUGGGGGGCCCUAUGGACACCCCAAUGCUGGGGGUCUUCCCUCUGGAACUCCAGGAGGACCAUAUGGCGGUGCAGCCCCAGGGGGCCCCUAUGGGGCUCCAAGUUCCUAUGGUCCCCAGCAGCCUGGGCCUUAUGGACAAGGUGGUAUCCCUCCCAACGUGGAUCCUGAGGCCUACUCCUGGUUCCAGUCUGUGGAUGCCGAUCACAGUGGCUACAUCUCCAUCAAGGAGCUGAAGCAGGCCCUGGUCAACUCCAACUGGUCCUCAUUCAAUGAUGAGACCUGCCUCAUGAUGAUUAACAUGUUUGACAAGACGAAGUCUGGACGCAUUGAUGUCUAUGGUUUCUCCGCGCUGUGGAAGUUCAUCCAGCAGUGGAAGAACCUCUUCCAGCAGUAUGACCGGGACCAUUCUGGCUCUAUCAGCUACACAGAGCUACAGCAAGCUCUGUCCCAGAUGGGCUACAACCUAAGCCCCCAGUUCACCCAGCUCCUGGUUUCCCGCUACUGCCCGCGUUCUGCAAAUCCUGCCAUGCAGCUCGACCGCUUCAUCCAGGUGUGCACCCAGCUUCAGGUGCUGACUGAGGCCUUCCAGGAGAAGGACACAGCUGUCCAGGGCAACAUUCGGCUCAGCUUUGAGGACUUCGUCACCAUGACAGCGUCUCGGAUGCUCUGACCCUGUCUGAGUGGAGCACGCCAAGGGCCUUCUCUGUUCCUUACAGUGGGAGAAGCGUGUGGGCCUCUUUUCCUGUUCCUCCUAGAAAGAUCCUUCCUUGCUUGAUGCAGCACUGUUCCUAGAGAGGGUUAGGAGUCCUGCAUCAGCCCAUAAAUAGUGACGUCCUGGCCUGUGGCCACACAGAUAGGAGUCUGACCUAGGGAAGGACCAGAAGCUGAAUGUCCUGAGCACUGAACAGCACAGCCUGGCAUCAGAGGCAGGAGCUGACAGUCAGCGGUGGAGGUGGUAUGUGUGUCAGCCACACACUGGCCUCCAGCUCUCCCCUCUAUACCCUGACACCAGUGGUAAGCGUUCAUUAGCCUCCUACAGUAAUACCUGUCUUCCUCACCCAGGUGAUCAUGUCAGAUGACCCCAAUUUCUCUAAAGUGGAAUCCCAUGGAACAUGAGAGAGAUUUGCCUCUGGGACCAGUGGCUUGGAUUCACUCAGACCCAAUGUCCCAUGUGUUAACCUCUACUUGCCUGGGCUCUCCCUGCCCAGGGAGCACAGACAUUCUGCCAUCUGGGCAUCUUUGACCAGGCUGCUGCCCUCCAAAGCUUGGACUCUCGCCUGCCUGCCAUGUUCCGCUUGGCUGUAGUCCCCAGGGCACAGUUGUGACUUCCCACUGCCAAUGCUUUUUUUUUUUUUUUUUUUUUUAAGAAUUUGUUCUUUUUGUUUGGGGCCAAAAGUCCAGUGAAACAAUAAGCUUCAAUAAAAGGUGAAACUUGUGAGUCCCA